GCGCCGUAAAGCAGGAGGCGGGCGCCGGAAGUGCUCUUUGCCGAGCUCCGCCGCGUCUCCCGAGUGCGCUGAGGCGCCACUUGGUGGGGUUUCGCGGCGUACGCCCUGGACCCAGCUGCUACCAUGAGCCGACACAGCCGGCUCCAGAGGCAAGUUCUGAGCCUGUACCGCGAACUGCUGCGCGCCGGGCGUGGGAAGCCGGGGGCCGAGGCGCGCGUGCGGGCCGAGUUCCGGCAGCACGCCUGCCUGCCACGCUCUGACGUACUGCGUAUCGAGUACUUGUACCGCCGCGGGCGGCGGCAGCUCCAGCUGCUGCGCUCAGGCCAUGCCACGGCCAUGGGCGCCUUCGUGCGUACGCGUGACCCGACCGAGGAGUCCUGCGGCGCCGAGGCCCCAGGGACCCCGCCUGGUGAAGGUCCGAAGAGACCGCUGGACAGCAUGGGGGCACCGGGUACCCCGUCCAGUGAACGGUGACCGGCUAAAGGGCUCGCUCGAUGGCUCAGGGGAACUGGGGGGCCCGCCUGACUGCCUGGGAGGCCCAGGAAACCCGCUUGAUGGAAAGUGAAAGGGCUUGAGAGACUGGAUCGACAAAUUGGGGGAGUUGCAGAGCCCUCCUGGCAACGGGUCAGAUGGCGAGAGAUGCCUGACCUUGCCUGCUCACGGCUCGGGGCGGCCUGGGUCGCCCGCUGACUGGACUGUCUGGCUGAGAGCUACUUAUCCCAAGGCCUGGGGAGCCGGACUCCCCGCUGUUGGACGGAAAAAGACCGAGACGCCUUCUCUUGACGCCUGAGAACAUAUCACUCCUGGUUCCUCAAGGAGACUCUCUCCUGGAUUUAACUCUUAGAAGAGCAGACUUUUUGCUGAGGAGUUUGGGAAGAUGUCCUGGUGGACGGUGAGAAGCCUGGAAUCCUCCUUAAGAAAAAUCUUUCCCCCGUUGUUACAGACUGGGACCAGUAGAGAGAAGGAGCUAGGGGUCUUUCACCCCAGUUAAUCAACUAAAGACCCCCGUCGAGACCUCUACGUCAUGGUUCUGAGGGGACCCCCAACUCUUGCUCCUUUCCUUGCUCAGGGCCACUGGACAAAGGGAAUAAAAUGGGGGAUGUGCUUACUUCCCUGUUGAUGAUCUUAAA
This is a messenger RNA of Phacochoerus africanus (Common warthog), 1130 nucleotides long. It is a transcript of the gene SDHAF1, whose product is annotated as succinate dehydrogenase complex assembly factor 1. Gene Ontology annotation, biological process: mitochondrial respiratory chain complex II assembly. The record is from RefSeq and is a predicted model, not a curated record. Lineage: Eukaryota; Metazoa; Chordata; Mammalia; Artiodactyla; Suidae. Bases 124 to 474 code for a protein of 116 amino acids. Gene Ontology annotation, cellular component: mitochondrion. The transcript has a single exon.